This is a messenger RNA of Dibothriocephalus latus, 303 nucleotides long. NCBI's taxonomy places the organism in Eukaryota, Metazoa, Platyhelminthes, Cestoda, Diphyllobothriidea, Diphyllobothriidae. The record is from the annotation of a GenBank genome assembly.
AUGUCUAGGCACAACAUCCUCCACCUUUGGCCCUUUCUCAUCCAUGACCUCAAAUCGCUGGGUGCAAAAACCUUCUUCGGAAAGUUCUGCGCGGGAUCCAUCGACCACAUCAGCAUCCGCACGCUUCAGUGUAUCCUUCUGAAGGUCGCUCUCCUAUUUGGCGUCCAGGUCGUAACUGGUGUCGCCUUCACGAGACUGGUUGAACCCACUGGUAAGCGGCCCCUGUACUCCCAUCUGUUGUUACUCCACCGUAGCGAUGCCCCCACAUCCAUCCGUCUAGAAUUUGCUCUUUUCAUCAUCUGA